Molecule: messenger RNA, 606 nt
Organism: Sparassis crispa
Lineage: Eukaryota; Fungi; Basidiomycota; Agaricomycetes; Polyporales; Sparassidaceae
Exons: 4
Coding region: 1-606 (201 amino acids)
Source: RefSeq, a predicted model, not a curated record
AUGGCUGCCCUCAAGGACUUCAUUCCGAAGGAUGCCGACCAUGUCAAGCGUCUUUCACAGGCCGUUGAAGUAUACUCACACCUAUAUUACAAGGAGAAGGUCAAGGCGGACGUGGAUGCGGAGAUCAAAGCCGUGACGGUCAUCAGGCAUCUCACACAGAAGCGGUAUGAAGCGGAGACACUGGAAGUCCACGCUGAUAUUGCGGCAGAGGUGAAGCAGAUGAAGGCUCAGCACGAGGCUGAGAAAGCACAGACUGAGGAGGUGCAUGCCCAUGGAGAGUUCUCUCCAGCUGAAUAUCAGAGGAUGUUGUACAACAUGCCAGCCGUGUUCGAUCAGUUCUUGGGUGCGAUGGCGAAGGCCACUGGUUGGCGAUUUUCGGUUUUUGGAGGAGGACCUAGCCCAGAAGAUGGCGGGAAUCUGCGGUCAAUGGUAUUUCACUCGGCGGAAGGUUCCAACGACGUCAAAUUCGGUGAUACUAUACCAGAAUUUGAAGCCCAUUUCAUGGAGCCGUUCGGAUGGUUCCUUACCAUGGCAUUUCCUAUGGCUGUCCGUCAGAAGCGAGCACUCGCGACAUCGCUCACUCCAGGCUCAUCAAAGACAUCCUGA